UAGGCGUUUCAUUUCCCCGGAGGAGGAAAUGUUGGUCAACUGAAGAGUCAGUAGAGGACAUAAAACCAUAAAUCUACUAAGAAUAUUUAUUCUGAUGACAUAGGUGGCUUCAGAUUACUCCAUCGCACUCCAUCAUCACGAAGAAAUGAUUGAGAAUCCAACCAAUGUGGAAGGAUGAGUGAGAGGAAAACACGAAAUUCAUUUGCUGCAACAGUUCCCCCUUUCAUUGAUUACCUGAAGGACAUCCUGCGGAGGUACCCUGAUGGAGGACAGAUAUUAAAGGAGCUUAUCCAGAAUGCUGAUGAUGCCGGGGCGUCAAAGGUGGUGUUCCUCCAUGAUGAGAGAUGCUACGGCAGCCAGAGCCUCAAGACUGAAGGUUUGGGAAAGUACCAAGGUCCUGCACUGUAUGCCUUCAACAAUGCAGAGUUCACAGCAGAGGACUGGGAGGGAAUCACGACCACAGGCCGGAGCAUCAAACGCAAAGACCCAAACAAAGUUGGCAGGUUUGGGAUCGGAUUCAACUCUGUCUACCACAUGACAGAUGUGCCAUCCAUAUUCAGUUCCAAGUACCUGGGCUUCCUGGAUGCUCAGGACAAGCUGUUUGAGGAGGAUGGAGGCUUCCGGUGGUGUCUGGAGAACGAGGAAGACCAGAUAACUCUCCUGAAUCUGCAGGAUCAGUUCCAACCAUUCAGAGAUGUUGUCGAACUAGUCAGUGGCCAGAGAUGGAAGGACAUCAUCCAGGAGGAGCAGCACUUUAAAGGGACACUCUUUAGGUUUCCUCUGCGCAGUGAGGCCUCAGAGAUCUCAGAUAACCUGUAUGACUACCACAAAGUAGUUCAGCUUUUCGAGAGCUUCAUUGCAGAUGCAAACAUAAUCCCUCUGUUCCUGAGGAACUUGUCAUCAGUCUCUUUGCAGCACAUUAACACGAACGGAUCCGUCAACACCCGGCUCUCAGUGACCUCAUCCAGUCCCACAGCUGAUCCAACUCUGAAGCCCAGGAGUGAUUCAAACAUCAAGGGCUCAACCUGCUUCAAAACCAUCGCCUCUAUCUCCAACAAGGAGGAGACAAAGACCAGGUGGCUUGUGACAACAUGUUGCAUGAAAGACGGAAAUGUACCAAAGCUAGAUUCACUUGCCAAGAAGCUAAGUUUCCGCCCUCAUGUUGACUUGGCGUUUCCAUGUGGCCAGGAGAAUGUCCUGACUGAGGGCAGACUGAGCUGCUUCCUGCCCCUUCCUAACAACAACUCCAACAAGACUGGACUCCCGGUCCAUGUGAAUGCCUGCUUCGGCCUCACUGACAACAGAAGACACAUCAAGUGGCAGGAGGAAGACCAGAAGUAUGAUGAAGCUGCAAUGUGGAACGAGCUGCUGGUGAAGGAGGUUCUCCCUCACACAUACCUCCUGAUGCUGCAGGAUGCCACCAACCUAGCCAAGACCACCACACUCCCCGUCUCAGCUGUGUACAAGAUCUGGCCAGACCUCAGUCAGACCAGAGACAAAUGGCAUGGGAUUGCUGAGGACAUUCUACAACGUCUGUUUAGACAGAACACUGCUGUCUUCUCUCUAGCUGAAGACGAAAGACAGUUUGUUUCUCCUGCCGAGUCUGUGUGUCCAUCCAAUGACCCCAAGGCAUCUGAAAUGAUGGCUGCCGUGACCAGGACCUUGAUUGCAGGAGGAGAAAAGCUUGUCACCUUCCCAGAUCAUGUCUCCAGAGCUGUCCAGCAGGCUUUCCCAAACCGUGACACUCUGAAAUGGGUGACUCCAGCUCUUGUAAGGGGUGUUCUCCGCAGAGAUGCCAUGUCCAACCUCUCCAUCGAUGACAAACGGUCUCUGCUGCAGUUCAUCUUGAGCGAUGAGAAAUACCACAACCUCAGGGAUCUGAAGAUGCUGCCUCUCAGCGACGGGACUUUCAAGACAUUCACAAAUGAAGAAAAGGACAUUGCUCUUAUUGACAAUGAUUCAUUUCCAAGAGUGCUGCUGCCAGGUUGCAAAGCCCUGUUUCUGCCGGAUGAUCUCAGCGACACUAGCAUCCACCAUUUGAGGCAACUAGCUAAAACAAAGCAAUUCAACGUAUUCAAUGUGGAUGCUGACAUCGUGGCUACAUUUGCCAAGAAGAGUCUCCCAAAGGAGUGGGAACAGACAGAUGGUCAUGUCACCUGGAAGGUAGGGAGUGGCCAGCACCCACCCUUGAGGUGGCUCAGAGAGUUCUGGAAAUGUCUCAACACUCACUGGGGAUAUCUGAGAUGUUUUGAAGGCAUUCCACUGAUACCCAUCGAGCCUCUUCACGAUACUAGCCAGUCUGUCAAACUUGCAAGACUACAACAGAAUCCAACCAUAAUUUUUCGGGAAAGCAAACAAACCAUCUUAUCAGACAAAAUCGUGAAAGUGAUAAAUAGUGUUGGGGGAACAGUGGUGAACAGAGAUAAAUGCCUGAAGCACCGAAAUCUUGACUCGUACGUACUACCACCAUCGCCUCAGAACAUUCUACAGGUGUUCAUGAACUUAGCUGCCAGUCAGGUCAUCAGUGGAAUCAGUUCUGCUCCUCACCAUGAGAAAGAAGAACUCAAAGCCUACCUAUCUACUCUGAAUCCUCUCACAGUCCAGGAACGAGAUCUGCUCUCAAAGAUGCCUCUCUUCCAAUCAAUGGCCGGAGAAUACGUUGCCGCCCUAUCCAAGAAGGCAGUGGAUCUGAGUUCCACCCCAGCUCUCCCCACAGAGCUCCCCAUGCUGCAUUCCAUUGUCCGGUGUGCAACUGUGGCUGAUCGCAAGCUCCUAUUGUUGCUCAAGGUUGAUGUCCUGGAGACCGCCCAGGCGGCCAUUUAUUUGGUUGAUGGAGUUGAGAGGAAGUCUUUCAAGAAACAAGAGACUGAGAGAAUCAUGACCUGGAUUUUACAGCAUGGCAGUAUCCUCUUCUUACAGAAUGGGACCUUGUACAGAAAAUGUAAGGAUUUGAGCUUCAUCGAAGUAGAUGGAAAAUUGAAGAAGACUUCCAGCAUUUUUGAUCCAAACAAUAAAACCUUCCAAGUCCUUUUUGAAAGAGAUUUUUUCCCUCCAGCUGUGUUCACCCAGACUCCAGAGAUGCUUGACGGCUUAACACGCAUUGGAUUGCAGACAAAGGAAAUGGAAGUCUCAGCAGACAACGUGUUGCAUAUUGCCACCCAUAUUGAGAAAUCACGUGUUCACUCACAAAGGGCUUUCAAAAAGGCAGAAGCACUUCAAAGACUAUUGAAUGACAAUGACUUGCUUUCCCAGUUCUCUCAUCAGCAGCUGCAGCACCUCUCACAGCUGCAGUGGGUCCCUUGUGAGAAUCCUUGCAUCACGAAAGAAAAGAACAAGCGGAAAAGUUUCUACAAGCCAGAGGAGAUACGACAUUCGGAGUACAAGAGCAUUGUAGGGCAUGUCAUGCCUCUUACUGGAGAAUUCAGUCAGAAAGUAAGCAGCAAACUGGGUCUGUUACGCCUCCCUCCUGCUGAGAAGGUUAUGGAGAAUGUGUCUGCAUUGGCAGCUGUGGCCCAGGCAAUGACAGAUCCAGAUAAAGAUGUGGAGUUUAAAACCAAGCUGCACAGCAUUUACAAAUAUAUGCAAGAUCACAUUCCUGCGGUCAGGGAAGUGUUGAAAAGGAGAUGCAUACCUUGGCUGUGGAUCCACAACCAUUUUGUUUUUCCUCGUGAUGUAGUCUUGGCCUACCCACCUGAUUUGGAUCUGAGCUCGUACAUUGAGAGGGUGACCGAUGAAUUUCUUCCAUACAACACCUUGCUGACAGAGUUUAGAGUGAAGACAUCACUGUCAAAAACAGAAAUAGAGGGCAUCCUUCAUGACAUCAAACAGACCAUUGAGGAAAGGUCCCAACCAUUUGGCGAACCCUCGGAGCUGAAAGUGUCAAUAGCCAUUCUGAACUGGAUGUGGAGAGAGAAGAAGACCGUCAAGGUCAAUAUCCCUGUGCCGGUCAUGGCAGGGAGUCAGAGAUUUACUCUGCAACCUUUGUCCAAGACGGUGUUUUGUGACAUAAGCAGAAUCAGUCUGGAGGAUAUACAGCACGACCAGGAGGAGAUGCAUGUCAUCCACGAGGAGAUUUCACCGGCAACGGCAGAGUGGCUAAACAUCCCGUUCCUCAGCACCCGGAUCCUACGUCCAGAGUUAAUUGGAAUAGAGCAGUGUGGGCAGUCAGAACCCAUAACUCUGAGGAUCAAGAACAUCCUGAAGGAGUAUGAUGAAGAGAAUGACAUAUUCAAAGAGCUCAUUCAGAAUGCAGAAGAUGCUGGAGCAAACACCUGUAAGUUCAUGGUGGAUUUCAGAGACCACAAAGACCCAGCGGACAGCCUCAUAGACCAAGGCAUGUCCCUCUGUCAGGGACCAUGUCUCUGGGCCUUCAACGACGAGCUCUUCACUGAGGAUGACUGGAAAAACAUUGUCAAACUCGGAUCUGCCUCAAAGGAAAACAAGGUUGAAAAAAUAGGGAAGUUUGGACUUGGAUUUAAUGCUGUGUACCAUGUGACUGAUAUUCCUUCAAUCCUCAGUGGCAAGGGGCUUCUGAUACUUGACCCAAAUGUUACACACCUGCAAAAGCACAUACAAAACAAAGCAAAUACUGGAAUCAAACUGGACUUAUCUCGGGAGCAGCUUCUGCACAGGUUUCCUGGACAAUUCAGACCAUAUGAGCGCAUUUUUGAUUGCAAUCUUUCAAAAAAGAGCACUCAGAAAUUCUACCAGGGCACGCUCAUUAAACUACCUUUCCGGACACGAGAGGAGGCUGUCAAGUCAGAAAUCAGCGGAAAUGUGUAUGACAGCGAUGGCAUAGUGAAAUUUCAACAGAAACUGAUCAACUCACAAACUUUUCUCCUCUUUCUGAAGAACAUCAAGAUGGUAUCUCUUCAAAACCUCCCGAGCGACGCUUCCACUCCUCCUCAAGACGACCAAAUUGAGACGCUUUUCACUGCCACCAGAAAAGUUGUGAGCACAUUCAAGAUUCCAGAGGACACUCCAGGAACGAUGCAGAAUGAUGCUCUGAAAUCUCUGAUGAAGCAAUAUGCGAAAUGCCAAGAGGUCAUUGACUGCCAUAGCGCCAACAUAGCAGAACUAACUCAACAACAUUGUGAUGGAUCUGAUGUCCAGUUUUGGCUUCUGUACAAUUGCUUUGGGACACAAAAAUCUUUACAAAUGGUCCAGACAGACAACAAGCAUACAGUGUUCUCCUUGCCAAUAGGAGGUGUUGCUGUACCAUUAAACAAAGAACCACAGACUGGGAAAUGGGUCCCAGGAGACACCAAACAAGUUGGCCAGGCUUUCAGCUUCCUCCCCCUCUCUGUUGCCACAGGGCUCCCGGUGAACCUGAAUGGAUCCUUUGCUGUGACCUCUAAUCGGAGAGGUCUGUGGGAGAGUGGAGUGAAAUAUGACUGGAAUGAAGCUCUCCUGCAGGAUGCUGUUACAACUGCAUAUGUCACUACACUACUAGUGUUGAAGAAUAUGUCAAAAAAUGGAGACCUUCAACGUUACCCGUACUACACCUUUUGGCCCAAUGAAAAGAAUGUGAGCAAGACCUUCAAACCCCUGGUUGAGGAAUUUUACUUCGCCAUCACUCAGCACUUCCCUGUCAAAGCUCUGGAGCUCUUCAGUGACGGGGACAACUGGUGCUCAAUGUGCAAUGCCAGAUUUCUGCACCCAACAAUUCAAGAGGACAAAGCUGUAGGAGAGCUUGCAAUGAAGGUUUGUCAAAGGUAUCCAAACGCAUCUUAUCAUGUUGUCCCACUGCCAUCGUGGGUGAGACAGAGCUUCAUACAGACCGGCUUUGAUACGAUUCUAAAUCAGAGAACAUUUGAUUGGGAAACAUUUUACAAAAACGUGGUAUUCAACAACCUGAGCACUAUGGACCAGAAGAGUAGGAACGCUCUUGUGCUGCAUGCUAUUGACCUGAAUGACGAUGCCAUUGACAAUCUACUGAGGAGCUACCCAUGUAUUCCUACAAAGAAAAGUGGACAACUCCAGUUCAUCAAAAAACUUGUGAAUCCCCCUGGAAAAGUAGCAUGCUUGUUUGAGCAAGAGGAAGGACGGUUCCUUGGGGGGACCAAAAAUGACUUCUGUUCCUCUAAAAGGAUUCAACGUCUGUCAGAACUGGGGAUGCUGAGUAACCAUCUCCCCUUGGAGGACAUCACAGAGAGAGCAGAGACCAUUGCCAGCAUUUGGCAAAAAGAAAAAGGGAAAGCAUACAAGCAUCUUCAGUGCAUCCUGGAGCUGAUGAGGGACUCCUUACAGGAUAAAGCCUCGCCUCACUGGGAGACUCUGAGAAACACAGAGUUCAUUCCAGCAUGUGCUCCAGUGAAUACAUGGGAAGGUAAAGAUGGAGCAGUCAGGCUUCAAAAGCCUACUGACAUUUACAGUGACCGAUGUCGCCUUCUAGUUGACAUGACACAGUCUGUGGUAGACUCUUCAAAUUUGAAAAUACACAGUGAUGAUGCAGUGCUAUGCAUACUGGGACUUUGUGAAAGCCCUUCACUUGAGACAGUUCUUCAGCAGCUGCAGGAAGUAUCCAAGCACACACAAACAUUUGACAAACAGAUGCUUUUCAACAUUGCCCUUGAAUGCUACAGAUUUCUGAAUGAAUGGCUGCAAGAUGAGAAGGAAUCCACAGCCAUUUUUGAGAGGGCACACUCAUUCCCCUUCAUCCUGGUUGAAGACAGAUUUGUGGAUGUGAAAUCGGUGGCAAAAAUUGAGAAUUUUGAGGCUAAACCGUAUCUUCAUGUCCUUCCACCUUCCUUGUCCAGUUUCAAAGAGCUCUGGAAAUGUGUAGGCAUCCAAAAGCAAUUCACACCAGAACAGUUCCAUGGUGUACUGCAGAAACUUAGCCAAGCCUAUGGUAUCAGCCCACUUUCCAAUAAUGAUCUAGAAAUUUGCCUGACAAUAAUCCUAAAGGGAUUAUAUAAGGCCAAAGAUGAAAACCAAAAUAAUGGUCUCAUACCUGAUGAAAACCAAGAUGACUGUCUCAUACCUGAUGGAAGUGGUGUUUUGAAGCCAUCUAACCAGCUCUAUUUUAAUGACAGCCCCUGGAUGGAAGUGUCAGAAGAUGUCACUUUAUGCCAUAAAAAGAUAUCUCGUGCCAUUGCACUUUAUUUUGGGGUGAACACAACAAGACACCACACACUGCAAAAGCAUUCAGUAGAGAACUUCUCACCAUUUGCAGAAGAGUUCGGACAACAUGAGGAACUGACCGUCCGCAUUAAAAACAUAAUUGCAGCUUAUCCCUCAAAGAAGGACAUCCUGAAGGAGCUCAUCCAAAAUGCUGAUGAUGCAGAGGCCACAGAAAUUCACUUUGUUUUGGACAAAAGAAAUCACAGCACGGAAAGAACAUUUGGAGAGAGAUGGCAUCCACUGCAGGGCCCUGCACUGUGUGUGUACAACAACCAGGUAUUUUCUGAAGCUGAUCUGAGAGGCAUUCAACAGCUGGGAGAAGGUGGAAAGCACAACAUUCCAGGGAAAACUGGAAAAUAUGGACUUGGAUUUAACUCAGUCUACCACCUGACUGACUGUCCUUCGAUCCUAACCGGUGACAAAUGGCUCUGCAUAUCUGAUCCCAAUCUGAAGUAUGUUGAAGGUGGAUCACGAGAAUCACCUGGUCGCAAGUACACUCUGAAGAACGAAUUGAAGAACACCUUCAUGGAUGUUUACAAUACAUUUCUCCCAAACGAAUUCUCUCUUGAAAAAGGCACCAUGUUUAGGUUGCCUAUCAGGUCGUGUGCCAUGGCAAAAACCUCAAAGAUAUCAAACGAUGUUGUCAAUGACAGAGAUAUCAAUGAACUGUCUUCUGCUCUCCGUGAAGACCCUGAGGGAUUGAUUCUCUUCUUGAAGAACAUCAGGAAAAUACAGUUCCAUGAAAUCAACACAAACACAGGAACGCUUAGAAUUACUUUCUCGAUUGAAAAAAGUAUUUCUGAGAAGAGUCAUGCAGAAAAGGUUAAUUUCCAAAACCGCGUACAACAGUCCCUGUUGUCUGAUGGACCAACAACACCACAUGAAGCCAUUUACAAUGUCAAGAUUUCAUCAUCUGAUGAAAGGCAAAGCCAGUGGAUCAUUGCAGAGCAGUUUGGCUCCUUUAAAGGAAACACUGAUAUGAAAGGAGAGCCUGGCAGAGUUCCCCAGGCAUCUUUGGCAGCAUGUGUAAGUUCUCAUUGUAAACAGGAUGACUUCAGUGGGCAAGUGUUCUGCUCCCUGCCGUUGCCUGGUAGAACUGGACUGCCAGUCCAUGUAAACGGACACUUUCAGGUAGAUUCUUCCAGACGGGCACUCUGGAAAGAGGAUGGGAAAAGUUUGAAGAGUGAUUGGAAUGAGUCUCUGAAACGGAACAUCAUUGCCCCACUGUAUGCUGGCCUUCUGAAUUACAUCUGCAACCUAAAGAAAGUCAAACCCAAUUCCAUACAUCUUAUUAAUUCAGACCUGGACAGGUCCUACUUGUCCUUCUUCCCCACAAUUACCGAAGACAUUGGCCAAGAUUGGCAUGAAAUGAUUCAUGAAGUGUACAGGUCAGUCAAUGAAAAAGAACUCUGUGUUGUUCCAGUACUACGCAGAUCAACUUGUCAAGUCCAACCCCAGUCAAUGACACACCUGACAAAUGUAAAGGAGUACACUGUUGACUGGUCAAGUUUGAGAAAGACAGUACCAACUGACACUCCUCAUUUAACAAGCAUAGAGAACAGCAUCUUAUUUUCUAUUUUAGAAGAUAUUGGAAUGCAGUUGGUUCCUUCAUCCACAAAGAUGACAAAAAUAUGGACCUGCUUCAAAACAGCUGGAAUUGAUGUGGAAAGAGUCAGUCCUUUGACGGUGGGAAACUACCUGAGGAAGAAACCACUGAAUGAUCCAACUCAAACUGAAAUGGGUUUACCUCUACCCAUUGGGCAGACUUUGAUCAAAGACAAAGAGAGAUGCUCCAAGCUCUUGGAGUACUGUAUCGAAGAUGUUGUAGUUAGCAAGAACACUUCCAGUUCAGAGAGCGGACUUCAAAUAGCUGCUAACAAAAAGCAUUCCAGAUCAGUCAGUGGACUUCCACUCCUUCUCACUCAAGAUCAGAUUCUCAGAGUGUUCGAUCCUGAGUCUCCCAAGCUUCUGUCAACAUUUUACGGAUUGUUCCAUGGACAUCAAGAGGAUUUUGCUGAUUACACAACCAACAUCAAUCAUGUUGAGGUUCUAGAAGAUGGGAACUUUCUUGAGAAAUUGACAAUUCCAGUCACAGUUAAGUAUUUGAAACCUAUACUUCUGCAACUCCUUCAAAACUGUGAAACUGAUCCACACAGUAGGUUACAUGUACCAGACGAGACAAUGCUCUCAUGGCUGAAAGCGCUUUGGAAAUUCUUUGAUGGUCAAGUCAAAUUAGCAGCUAAGAAGGGUGAAGGUGAUAAUCAGGCUCUGAGGGCCAUCAAGGAAUUGUUCUCUGACUGCCCUAUUUUGCCAGUUGUGUGCCCAAGACUUAACAAACAUGUUCUCCAAACAAUGAGGAAAAUGUCCAGUGUGAUUGACGUUGAAUCAAAAGAAGACAUGUCAUCUAUCCUCCUGAAACUUGGUCUCAUGAAAAUAAACAUUCAAUUCUUCAGACAUGUGGACCAACUGCUGUAUCAACAUCUACUCCCUGAGCUCUUGAAGACAGGUGACUGCAGUGCUGUGUUAGACCAAGUCCACCAGCUGAAACAUUCAGAGUUUCAGCAUCUGUCUAGUAAUGAGUUGAUUAAACUACUACAGUUUCUGCAGUCUGGGAUGUGCUCAUCUAAAAACAGACAGGGCUACCAGAGAAAGCUCAAGUCAUUGCCAUUAUUUGAAACCAUACAGGGUAAACGGCAGCGGAUUGAUGGACAACAAAAUGUAUUCAUCCUCAAAACAGAGUUCAAGGAAAGCUUUCCAGAUUUGUACAUGGCAGAUGACAACAACAUCUUCCUCAAAUAUAACUGUGAAAAUGAGAGCUUGUCAGACAACCUGAGCAUUAAAAUCUUAAGUGAUUUGGAUUACUAUGUACAGUUUAUUCUGCCUUUCCUACACAAGCUAAACGAAAACCAAAUUAUUCUCUCUGUCCAACUGUUGUUGUUACUACAAUUAAAACCCAACUACAAGUACCAUGAAAAAAUCAUCUCUACAAUGAAAAAUGUGAAAUUCAUUCGGAACAUCAAUGGGAAUCUGCAGAUGGCCUCUUACUACUUUGAUAAGAAUGAGAAGUUGUACGAAGUCAUGCUGCCACAAGAGAGAUUUGUGCCAGAAAGCUUCUGGAAAAUAUUCCCAGAUGGAGGGAUCAUAUCUCAUAAGGUUCAAGCAAGGAAACUGCUCGAAGAACUUGAAAUGAAGUGCACUGUGUCAGAUGAGGAGAUAAUUGAGUUUGCUCAUGCAAUUGAAUUGGAUGCCAAAGUCACUGCCUGCCUCCAAGAGCUGAAACUAAAGUCGUCUACAUUGUUUGAAACUAUUUUGAAAAGGGAUGACGUAAAGCUAGCACCAAACUUUCUCAAAAUUAUUUCUGACAUUAAGUUUGUUUUUCCUGUGGAAAUUCAAAAGAGAUUGUGCAGCUACCACCCGUCAUUUGCUGGAGAGAGGACUGUAGUUUCAAUCAGAGGUUGUUUGCUUGGAAAAGAUCUCCACAAGUCCCUGAUUUGGACAACCAUGCCAAUACUGCACUUAAGAAGGUUUAUUGAAAAGCAUAUAACAAUGAUGAUAGAAGCAGGCGCUGUUGAACAGCCCCCUCCGGAACGUGUGAUAGAGAACCUCAGAAACAUCUGUCAGUCACCAUGCCAAACUCCUGACUUGGUUGGAACCCGAGCUGAAGUGUUCCGGACAUCUUACACCUAUCUACAAACAAUAGAGUUUGACCCCAAGCUGUUGUCUGACCUCCCUGUGGUGCUGGUGGAAGAAGAUUCUACUCUUGUAAAGACCAAGCACACAGCUCUGGUAUUGCCUCACGACGUGAAGUUUAGGCCAUAUUUGUAUUGCAUUCCUCCAAAGGAUGUUAGGUAUGCAGAAUUCUUCAAGAAAAUUGGCGUCAAAGACGAGCCUACUGCAGAGCAGUACUGCAACGUGCUACAAGAAAUCCAUGCAGAUUCCACCGACAAGCAAACCCUUCAACCAAAUCAGGAGGAAACUGUCAAGUGUGCUGUAGAGCAGCUUUUUUGUCUGAUUAGGAGAUUGGAAGAAAAUCAUUUGAUCUCAGAACUUCCCAAGGCUUUGUAUCUACCAUCAACAGAUGGCAGACUGUACCCUUCAGACUCUCUGUAUUUCAACGACACAGUCUUCCAGGGUAGCAGAUUGGAGGGUGCUCUUAAAGACUUGAAACUCCUGGAGAAACUGAGCAAUUGCCAUUUAGGGUUCGACAGGUAUGGACAUCUUAAAUUGCUGCAAUUGUUGCCCCUGGAGAUACGACCCAAAAUGCUCUCCCAAACUGUAGUAGAGAACAUGGUAGAAUCCAACAUGCAACUGUGUGAGUACGGGGAGUGCUGCGAGUUCAGCGGAUGGUUUCAGGCACAUCUGUCCUCUACUCCUUUCAGGCAUGGUCUGGUUUGUCUCAUUAGACAGCAGAAAGAGGGCCAGGUGUCACAAGGCGACGCUGCCACCAUGUGUGAGACAGCCUUUGGCAGCAUUGAGAUCACCUGCUGCAAGAGCCUUGAAACGGUGCUUUGGCUUGGCCAGGAGUUACUGAGUGGCACCACUGCUGCCACACAGCUGUAUGUCAAAAAGGGCCAGCAAGGUUGCACCUUCUACCUGAAACACAACAACGACACAGCCCACAAAGUGAAGAGUGAGGUCAUCAUGAGACUGACUUAUGAGAUUAAUGUCCUUCUCAAUAACAUUCUCGGCUCAAACCUCCUGCUAGUUCUGGGACACCUUCUCUCGUGUGAUAGCAUGGAGGAUGUCAAGAUGGCUCUGGAGCAGAACGGUAUCCAUAACAGUGCCGAUACUGGUAGCACCAAUACAGAAGAAUCCCUGAAAGGACCGCCAGAACCAGGAAGUCCUAUUCCUGAAGAGUGGCACGACACCCUGGACAUGAGCUACCUCAACAACUAUGAAGCUGGGGAAUACGUUGGCUAUAAGAAGACGGCAGAGGAGGAUUAUUGGUGUUAUGCAGUUAUAGUGGAACAGCUGUGUGUACCAACAGGCCAAUCAGGACAGAGUGCACACAGAUACAAAAUACAAAUUGGGAAAGAUAAAGUAAUCUUAGUCAGUGCCCUUGAUCUGUACCAAUUUAAACAGGAAAAGAAGCCGUCUUCCACUGGAGCAACUUGCAUGGAACUGGUACAACUGACAGAAUCUGUUCCACAGUCUUUGGAAGAAGCCAAAAAGGACAUUGAGGAUUGUCUGGCAGAGAUCUGGACUCUGUCUGCAGAGGAGAAACACAAGGCCAUCAAUCGCCUCUGGUUGAGGUGGCACCCAGACAAAAAUCCAGACUGUCUGCAACUUGCCACAGAGGCAUUCAAGUAUCUGCAAAACAGAAUAGAGGAUCUUGAGAACAGCAGGACGGGAAACCAAUCAUCCCCGCAAUGGAGCACAAAUUUCCGAAACUUCUACGAACAGUGGAACCAGGAGGCUCAUCGCCACCGGUGUGGGAGAGAGAGGUUCUCCAGAGCAAGGGGCCACAAUACCAGAUACAACUUCUAUACAUAUCAUGGAAAUGUACCACAACCCAAUCGAGCAGAGGCUCAGCGCUGGCUCAGUCAGGCCCAGUGUGAUCUAGCUGCUGCUCACAACGACACAGGAGGCAGGGCCACAGAGUGGACUCUGUUCAAGGUACAUCAGGCCGUGGAGAAGGCUCUCAUAGCAGCCGAGUACAGAAGACAUGGACAAUAUUCCAGCAACAUUUCCAUCUCCAUUCUGGCUGAGCGGGUAUCUGACUACAGCCCCAAGUUACACACUCUACCCAGCAUUGUGAGCAAACUGAAACAGCUGGGAGUCGACGCCAAGACCACUCAAUACCCAAACUACCACCCCUUACCAAACAUUCCCAACAAAAUGUUCAAGUGUGAGAAUGAAACCGAGGUACUGGACAUGGCAUCAAAGCUUCUGUGCAAAAUAGAAAUGUAUAUUAAUUGAUUCAAGACAUAGUCUGCAUAUGUUUCCAUUGGGCAUUGAUAGAAAACAAACGGUUGAUUAUUGCAUCCAGUUCUUUUAGAAAUGCACACAAAAAAAAUGCUAAAAGCUAUUUGAUUCGAAUUGCUAAAUGUAUAUUUCAUGUUGUGAGCUUGUGCUUAGCUGCAAGUAUAUUAUGAUCAUUCAAGUGGUUCAGUAAUUAUUUUUAAGAAAACAUUGAUUUAAAAGGAGAAAUUGUUUUUGUUAUACAUCAAAUACAGUAAAAUGUUAAUUUUCCACGUUUUAUGUUGAUGUAUUCUGCUCUAAUAAAUGUCAAAUAUAAAUGUGAUUUAAUAAAGUAAAGAUUGAUCAGG
This is a messenger RNA of Oncorhynchus nerka (sockeye salmon), 13391 nucleotides long. Its product is annotated as sacsin-like. The coding region runs from base 175 to 13041 and encodes 4288 amino acids. The record is from RefSeq and is a predicted model, not a curated record. The transcript has 8 exons. Lineage: Eukaryota; Metazoa; Chordata; Actinopteri; Salmoniformes; Salmonidae.